CAGAGAGGGGAUUCUGUAGAAAGCAUUAGGCUUGUAAGCUAAAAAACCUCUUCCACAGGGGGAGAGACGAGCAAGUGACACAUGCGUGAAGUGGAGCCGGGGUUUUAGAGUUGCUGCUGCUCUCUUGGAAAUGGGAAAGGAAGGUUGGGAACGUGGCCACAAAGUGCAGAAGCUCCCUUGAACUUCUGGACUUGUAGUAACAUCUUUUCACAGGAAAUGUGACGGUCCUAAAGCUGUUCCGCACAAAUAUUUGAGUACUUCAGGCUUUCAGGACGUCACAGUUGUCCCUUGCACCUCAUUUAGCUCUUAACUACAAUUCUGGCAGAGGGGAUGGUGUUCACAUGUCUUUGCUGAGUGUACCUACUUUUCUGCUCAGUCCUUCGGUUUGCUGUUCAAAAUAUAACACAGUAAAGUGCCCUUAUAACUGACAUUCAGACAAGGAACAUUACAGCAGGAAGUUAAAUAAUUAAAUUGUGUGAGGAGGGUCAGCCGUAAAUUAUUUGUUUACCUGUGUUUCCAAGAAAGGGAAAGCUUGGUGUGACUGAAAUAAAAUCUGUAUUGUAAAAGCGUCUUCCAAAGGUGGUGAGCUAAAUGUACUCUACUAAAUGGUGUGCAGGCUUCACUCAUAAGUUUGACAGGUUUCUGGGCUUGUUGGUUUUGUUUGACCUCAACAAGCUGACAGAUGUAAUAUCUGGAACAGGUUUGAGAUGCUGAUGAAGCCUAUAAAAUGCUUCUCAUAUGUUCCCUACAUAUUUCAGAGAUCCAGUCUCUCCAAACUGGCAUAUCAGGAUACGGAUUUGCCUCCCUACCAUAAUAUUUUCAGCAGUGUUGAAUGUCCUUUCCUCCUAGAGUGGUUUGUUUCCGAAAAUUUUUAUCUAUUUUGUCAAUUCCUGCGCAUCCCCUUUUAUAAUUUUGUAUUUAAACAAAAAAAUUCUUUUGCUAGGGCAUAGUUACUUUCUGCUUUUCAUUCUUGAAUAAGUUCUUUUGAUCUCAUGAAUCCCAUCUGAAUGCUCUAGGCCAUAUAUAAGCUCAAGAGCAAUUUUGUGUCAGUUUGCAAAGAUAGUCUGUAUAAAAUGGGAUGGGAAUUGUUCUGUGGGGAUGCUCAGGCAUUGAAUAUGUUACAUCUUUGUCAUUUGACAAAAUGACAAUGGCACAUUUUGUUCACUGAGCUGUUACAUUUUGUUUUCUAGAAAUUCGUGUAGCUCUGUUCUCAAAGUGAGCUUUGUUCAGACUUGCUCGUGGGUUGAGGCACCACAGCCCACUGCAUGUGGGCUUUUUUUCUUUUUUAAAAUGAUUUUGUAUUCUUCAGAGCUUGAUUUUAAUACUUGUAACAGUUGUAAUCAUCUUGCUCUUUUUAGGAACUUCUCUACUCUUCAUACACUCGGGUCUCCUGUGGAGAAGCUGUUCUCAGGUUCUAGUGGAUAAUGGAGUAUAAAUGUUUAAAGAGUAUCUGCUGUCUGCUUUGGAUGAAACCUGACCUAUUUCUGACACUGAAUGACAGCAGAUCCAUGCAAAGGCAUCCUGAAAAUGAGCUUCAUAAGAUCAGGAGGAGUUCAGUUCCUACCUCUAUAAAUUAUCUAAGCCAUCACAGUUUAUUAGGAUUGCUGUAAUCUUUAAUUAUUCAAUUUAUGGGAUAAUUUAAAAUUACAUUAGUGUGAGGUUAGUUAUAAUUUAAAAUAUGAAGGGAAUUUUGAGAUACAAGCUUUAGAACACCUACUAUGGUAAUCCUUAAAAAGAGAAAUAUUCUGUUUCUUUCUGCGUGAAGAGUGGAAAGUGGGAUUGUGGAAUGAUGGAAGUACUUGGUGCUUCUAUUUAAUUUAGGGACAAUUACUAGAUAUCAUUGGCAGCACCUCAAAGUACUCACAAGACAGCCACAGUUUCCUUGCUGUGGGAUCUUUUUGUGCAAAAGAAAUUGGCAGUUAAAUGAAUACACUUAGCAGGUAGAGAUGUUCUUUGUUUGCUUUUAAUGCCUUAUCCUGUUAUGUUCAUGUAAGUCUUACUCAUGCUUGAAAUUGCUCCUUAUUCUCUGUCAAUCAGCAGGGCUGUGGGACCUGUUAGUGAGACAAGCACUGAAAUUUUGUAGCUGGAUGUGUCUUGCUCCUCUAACUUGAAAGUUUCUUUCUGUGCUGUGGCCUGGCAUUAUUAUUUGGGAUAAGUAGUGUGUGGUGACUGCCCAGAUCUGUAAAAGGGGGUGUGGAUGAAGUGUGAGGGGAUGGAAAAGGGAAAGAUAACAAGACUGAGCAGCCAAUUCUGCUGCCUUUUUUGUGCAGGAUGCCUAACUAUGUUAUUGUUGAUUUGGUUUUCUUUUUUUCCCUUUUUGUUUCUAGGAGUGAUAAAACCUUGGCUCUGAAGUCUCUCUGCCAGUCUCCUUGGGUUGCUCUGGCCUGCCCACAUUAUUCCUGUAGCUUUGGUGGCUCUGGAUGGCUGAUGAAGAGAGAUGUUCAAUCUAAUGGCCAAUUGCUGCAACUGGUUAAAACGGUGGAGGGAACCUGUCAGGUGACACUAAUAAUGGUGGGUCUUGAUAAUGCUGGGAAAACUGCUACAGUCCGAGGAAUUCAAGGAGAAUCUCCUGAAGAUGUGGCUCCAACCGUUGGGUUUUCCAAAAUUGAUCUUAAACAGGGACGCUUUGAAGUCACCAUCUUUGAUUUAGGAGGUGGAAAGCGAAUUCGGAAUAUCUGGAAGAAUUAUUAUGCUGAGUCCUAUGGUGUCAUAUUUGUGGUGGAUUCCAGUGACAUUGAAAGAAUGGAAGAAACAAAACAAGUCAUGAUUGAAGUUUUAAAAAGCCCUAAGAUAGCAGGAAAACCUGUGUUAGUGCUGGCAAAUAAGCAGGACAGAGAAGGAGCACUGUCAGAAGCAGAUAUAAUCGAGUCGUUAUCUCUGGAAAGGCUGGUUAAUGAACACAAGUGUCUCUGUCAAAUUGAACCUUGCUCAGCAGUCAUGGGCUGUGGAAAAAAAAUUGAUAAAUCAAUAAAAAAGGGGUUAUUUUGGCUCCUCCAUAUCAUAGCAAAGGAUUUUGAUGCCUUACAUGAGCGCAUCCAGAGAGACACAACAGAGCAAAAAGCACUUGAGGAGCAGAAGAAACUGGAACGAGCUGAGCGAGUCAGGAGGAUACGGGAGCAGAGGGAAAAAGAAGAAGGAAAUGCACCUGAGGAGGAAGACCCUGAGCCUGGGAAACAUGGAAACCCCUUCCAGCCUAUAUCUGCUGUAAUCUCUGAGAAUGAAAAACAGCUGGAAAAGGAAAAGAAGAGGCAAAAGUUGGAGACUGAAAAGGCUACAAUUGUUUUGAAUCCUCAAGCAGAGCAGGACCACAUAUCAAGUAGCAGUAGCCAAAACACAAAUGACAGCAGGUUGGAAAGGUGCAACUCUACGACUGCCCAGCUUUUGCAGCAUACAGAAGAGAGUGACCAACAAGCCUCAGAAUGCCUUGACUCAGAUAACAGUAAGAAAAAAAGUAAAAAACCAAAAUUAAAAAGGGGCCACAGAGUAGAACCUGUUAAUGCAGAGGACUCUCUUCCCAAGAAUCCUACACCACCACCAGCUCUUCCACCAGUUGGAUGGGGAACUCCCAAACUUAAUAGACUUCGAAAACUUGAGCCUCUUGGUGAAACACAUCAUCCUGAUUUCUAUGGAAAGCCUCUGCCCCCACUGACUCUUCGCCAGAGACCCAACAGUGAUACCCAUGAUGUCAUUGCUUAACUGGAGCACAAAGACAAUUUUAAAAAACAUAAUUUAAAAAUCCUAUCAUUUUUUUUACCCUUGAAGGAAAUUUUUUUAAAUGACAUUUUAUCAACAUGGGACAGCUCAACAUGGAGUUCAUCCUGUUGUACUUAGGUGGUCAGACUUUAUCAUUUACUUUUCACAUCACCAGCUCUUCAGGAUUUAUUUGGUUUACUUGUGAAAAGACAUGGCUAUAAACCUGAAGAAAAAUACCUUCAAGAUCCUACAAUACUGGAUUGUACAUUCCCACCGAGACCUUUCUUCAGGUGCUGUGCAGGUGUUGGCAUUUUUUCAGGGAAUAAAUGAUUCUAAAGCAUUUUGUAAGAUUCCUGUAUGAUAGGGUGAAUGUAGAAAGGUUAAACAAAUAUUGAAUAUAUUUUUCUAUCUUUUUAUAAAAUGAGUUGGAAGUUUGUGUGGAAUGGUGUACCUACAAACUAAUAAAGUAGGUAAUGUAGGUAAAUGUACCUGUAUUACCAAUAAAAUGAUACCUAGGGAGCAUUAGAAAGCUGAUAGUCAAGUGCAUAAAAAUAAAAUGUGUUUGACUCUUACAUUUAUCUUACAGUACCAAUAACUUUUCUUAGGUAUUACAUUACAUAUUUCAUAUUUCUGGCAAUCUAAAGCAGAGGGUAAGAUAAAAAAAAUUAAAAUAAAUGUAUUUUAUACAAAAUAAUGCUGUUUGAACUGUCUGGAAGUUUUCUUAUCCGUUGUUUUCUUUGUUUUGUUAACUGAGUUUGACAUAGGUAAUAAAUUCUGUGAAAAAAAAUAGUCAAAUCCUGUAUUGUCUACUACAACAAACAAGAAAAUUGCACAUAGUGGGAAAUUUGCACUAAUUAAAUCAUCAUUUUUGAUGGGAAACUGAAUCAACCAGUAUGCAGAUGACCUCCCACAGGUUUUAAUCUCAAUAAUACUAAAAUACCAUCUUUCAUACUAAAGAAACCCCAGGUUUUUAAGGAUUUAUAUAACACUUCCAUAUAAUGUGUUGGAAGUCACAUACAAGUGAUAUCUAAACAAGAUUUACAAUUUGCUAUAUUCCUGUUUAAUGUUUUUACUGUUACGUUGGAGACAACCAGUGGUGUAUUUGUAAAGGUUCAUUGUUCUGCCUUUUAAUGACAGAAUGAAGUGCCCAUUCAGGGGGUUUUUUGGAGAAGCAGUGUUUGAUAAUUUUAUGUUAUGCUCUGUUGUCAAUAAUGUGGUUUUACCAAAGGAGUUUUGAUGUUGGAACAAUGUGUUGUGUUACAUGUUCAGCACUUUUUUGGUACUGGAAAUCUUUGCCAUACGCCCUUUGCAGCAAGGAGUUGCACAAACAUCUGCCAUACUAAAAUGAAAUUAUUAAGAUUUUAAAAGAGUAAGGUGGAAUCAGUCUUAAGGGUACUAAGUUUGGUGGAGAGGUUUAUUCCUCUAUGUUUGCUAGUUUAGAGAAAGGAGGAAACAAUUUCUAUGUGACUACCAGCAUGAGAAUACUUUUGUUGUAUUCUAAUACUGUAACACAAUUCUGUUGGAUUAUUCUCAGGAUUUGGUCAUUUUCCCUUCAGACAACACAAUACUAAGUGGAGGCGAGGUUGCACAAAAAUUUUAUAUGUGCAAUCUCAACUUUACUAACACUAGCUCUGUUACCACUUAAGUUUUUGGCUUAAAGGCUCUACAUUUUCAGGCUUACUUUUUUACAGCUUCAAUUUAUAGGAAUGUAUUACCCUUUUGUUUUCUCUCUUUCCUAAAAUAAAGUCAUGGAAGUCUUUAUUAAAAAUUAAGCUAAAUACUGCUGUGGUAACAAAAUUUGAGAAACUAAUAUGUUGAUGCUUAUAUAUGAACUGUGUGUUGUGUGCGUGGACACAUGUAUCAUUUUUGAUUUUUGCUUUUAAAAUAAAUUUUAUCAGUAUGUGACCAAUGUACUCAAAAAUGUUUUAUAAGUUUGUAUUUUAUUAAUAUGCUUUGUAAUUAUUUACUGUGGUGGGGUUUUUUCAGCUAUUUAUACUGCUAUGACUUUUUAUUUGCUCAAGAUGACAUUUAUAUAUAGAAUAAAACUAAUGCAAAACAUCAA
Parus major (Great Tit) is the source of this 5755-nucleotide messenger RNA. RefSeq names its product ADP ribosylation factor like GTPase 13B (gene ARL13B). The transcript is spliced from 10 exons. Lineage: Eukaryota; Metazoa; Chordata; Aves; Passeriformes; Paridae. Gene Ontology annotation, biological process: receptor localization to non-motile cilium; non-motile cilium assembly. Bases 2272 to 3696 code for a protein of 474 amino acids. The record is from RefSeq and is a predicted model, not a curated record. Gene Ontology annotation, molecular function: GTPase activity; GTP binding. Gene Ontology annotation, cellular component: non-motile cilium; motile cilium; ciliary membrane.